AUGCAAGAAAUCAGAUCUCUCUCUCAGUUUAACACUCUCAAAAAGUCGUCUCUCCUCAUCGUCGACUUUUACGCGACAUGGUGCGGACCAUGCAAACAGAUCUCGCCCGUUUUCUCACGCCUCGCCGCAUCGCAUGCCUCGACCACCUACAUCGUUUUUGCGCAAUGCGACGUCGAUAAAGCGAAAGAUGUCGCUCAAACCUGCGGCAUCACGGCUAUGCCAACAUUCCAAUUUUUUAAGAACGGCAGCAAAGUGGACGAAGUCAAGGGCGCAGAUGUCCAGCAGCUGGGAACCAAAAUCGGAUAUUACACUGCAGCAGCGAUAAAGGAAGGACCGCCAGCGAGUGCAAGUGGCGCUAAAGAAGCUGGCUCGUCGAAAGGUGCGGAUACUGGACCUGGAAGCUUGAGAAGCUUGAGGAGCUUGAUUGAUAUUAGUGCUGGACGUCUGGUAAAUGUAUCGAAUUUGUCUUCUAUUCGGAAUAUUGCCUCCCCUCCGCCUGCAGGCUAUGCGGUCGCAUCAGCAUCUGGAUCGCGAGUUCUUAUUCAUAUUCCAUUUACGCAAACUAUUACUCCUUCCCAGCUCAAAAUAACGAUCGAUAAAAACUCACAACCGAAUGCGCCCUCGAGAAUACAAAUCGGUACGAAUGUCCCGGUGAAAAUUACGAAAGAUCCCGAAGGAGUGGAAACAAAUGAUUUGAAUAUGGAAUCGUUGUCAAAAGCAGAAAAUACUCAGGCCAUCAACAUCUUUAGUGAUGAAUAUGUGAAUGGGGUGGCAGAUCUGAAACUGAAAGCUAGCAAGUUUACGGGUUGCAAGAGUCUAACGAUUAGGAUUGAUGCAAACUUGAGUGGUGAGGAAUCAAAGGUUACAAAAAUCGGAACCAUGGACAUAAUUGGUGUGAAGGUCUAA
Hymenoscyphus albidus is the source of this 906-nucleotide messenger RNA. NCBI's taxonomy places the organism in Eukaryota, Fungi, Ascomycota, Leotiomycetes, Helotiales, Helotiaceae. The record is from the annotation of a GenBank genome assembly.